AUGGAAAGCCUGUUGCGAGUACUCCAAACCCUUGGGCAGGGGGGGCAGUACAUCAGUACCAUACACAAACAAAUCAUAGACCGCAAGGCUGUACACACCGCGGCCUACCUUCCGCCCAUGUAUUUCGAUUCGCCCCUGGAGAUGAGGAGGGACCCUCUGGAAGGGGGCGGCUGGGUCGAGAACAAAACAUCAACGCCCCCCAGCGCUGCCUCCAACCAGUGCUUGAUUCAGGUCGGGUCAGCCAUGUGCCGGAACGCAGCGCAGGGCAUCAAAACUGCUCUUCCCCAAAAUCUAUUUGACGAAAAAGUCAACGAAAUCUUCUAUGGCAUUGUGUCUUUGCACAUUUCUCGCUCCGUACAGGUUGAUGGGUACGAACCUGGCGACGUCAUCAAGACCGGCUUGCUCCUCGCGCAUGGCCUUGUUGUCACACAUCGCGGGAGCACUUCAUAUUUCGAUCAGAUCAAAAUCACGCUCCCAGUGGGAAUAGAGGUGCGUGCGCAUGUUAUAUUCAUGCAUGAGGCAGCCGAUCUCAUUCUCGUCGAAUACAACCCUGCUGGGCUUCCACACAGCCCGGAACUUAAACCGAUUUGCCUUUCGGAAAGACGCCUCAAGGAAGGCGAUGACGUUUACUUUCUCAAUAAUUUCGAGCAGAGGAACGUUGUCCGUACCUAUGUUGAGCUGUUGAGCCAUCGCACCUACGGAGGAGACGAUUCCUUUUACAUGCCGUUCCACCAUGAGACUGUGCUCCUCACUUCAUCACUCUCGAAAAGAGAGAGCGGUGUCAUUACAUAUGGCGAUGGGAAAGUGGCUGGGUUACAAAAAGUCUGGCUUGAUCACGACGAUGGCCAGAACUACUACCUCCCCGCCAGCCGGAUAGCCGAUGUUUUCGAGCUCUGGAAGUCAAACCAGCUCGGCAAUAUACGAUUCCAGGACUUUGACGUGAAAAGCGUUUCGCAUGCCGACGCAUUCUGGGAAAGCCUGCCAGACCAUACCGUAUCCGCUCUCGCUGCUCAGUACUCACACGACCAGCAACUGGUCGUGGAUAGGGUGCCUUUGCACUGCACCUCGCUGAGUGGCAAAGAUGAGUUGCAUCCGCUGCGCGAGGGCGAUGUCAUUCUGGAGUUGGACAAGGAGCGGGUAACGCAGAGCUCCGACCUGCGUUACAUCUUUAUGGAUGAUCUUAUUCCAGUUCGAGUCCUCCGUGACCGGAAGGUGGUUGACUGCUUGGUGCCCACAAUCCCCAUCGAUCGUACGCAGAUCACAGAAUUUGCCUACGUCUGCGGGACUACUUUCCACAAACCAUCUCUUCGCUCCAAACUCAGCAGAAAGUGUCAUUCAGAAGUCUUCGCCGCGGCGAACAGGACCUGUAGUCCUGGUCAUGUGUAUAACUUCCCAACUCAGACAUUCAUCGAUCGCGUCAACGGCAAGGAGAUUGCCACCAUGGAAGACUUCAAGAGCGCCAUAACCUUUCCUGACAAGAAAUACUUCACACUACGGACAUUGUCUUUCUAUACGGAGCAGACAGCCGUCCUCAAGAAGUCUGAGGAUCAUUUCCCGAGCUUCAUUUAUACUACAGAUGGUCGCAGCGUGACGAGAACUGCUGUACGCUGUGUCGAGAAUGUCGAUGACGAAGAUGUUAACCAGGAAUAG
Molecule: messenger RNA, 1650 nt
Organism: Diaporthe batatas
Lineage: Eukaryota; Fungi; Ascomycota; Sordariomycetes; Diaporthales; Diaporthaceae
Exons: 1
Coding region: 1-1650 (549 amino acids)
Molecular function (GO): protein binding
Source: RefSeq, a predicted model, not a curated record